Messenger RNA from Aphanomyces invadans, 2228 nucleotides. RefSeq lists its product as hypothetical. The transcript has 8 exons. Gene Ontology annotation, molecular function: ATP binding; ATP hydrolysis activity. NCBI's taxonomy places the organism in Eukaryota, Oomycota, Saprolegniomycetes, Saprolegniales, Verrucalvaceae. The record is from RefSeq and is a predicted model, not a curated record. The coding region runs from base 19 to 2127 and encodes 702 amino acids.
GUCCAGUAGUACUUCGCCAUGACAGACAUCAAGAUCAAGGAGGUGCUGAACAAGACCUUGCAUGGUCUGGAUGAUGCCUUGGUGGACUACAUGGUGAGCAUUCUAUCAGAGUACGACGGCAGCGAUCCGUUGGUGGACACGAUUGCGCCAUUCUUGUUGUCGUCGGGGUUCACCGAGGACGAAGAAGAUGCCAAUCGAUAUUGUGCGUCGUUGGAAGCGGCGAUGCAAGACGCAGGGCUGCUGGCGAAAGCACCCGAAGAAUCAUUCAAGAAGCUGGACGUUGUGCAAUCGAUGGAGGACAUGAGUCGUGCGACCGAAGCCGAGAUGAACGGGAUCAUGGAACGCAUGUGGGGGUUUGAAAACAUCCGCAAGACAAAGAACGAAAGCAUGGAAUCGUGCGCGAACACGCAGUCGCAGCGCCAGAUUCGCAAGGAGGCCAAGAAAGAGCUCAGCGAACAAGAGAAGGAGAAGAUGGACGAGGACGAGGACCGUUUGUGGGAAGACACCCGCGUAUUGCCCGACAUGUCGACCGACAAUGGCGAAAAGGAUAUUCAUGUGGACAACGUCACGAUGAACUUCAAGGGUCAAACGAUCCUGAGCAACACGUCGCUGAAGCUCAUCUUUGGCCGGCGGUAUGGUCUCAUCGGCAAGAACGGUGCCGGGAAAACGACGUUGCUUCGGUUCAUGUCCCACUACGAGAUCGAAAAGUUUCCGCGCCACGUUCGCAUGCAACACGUCGAACAAGAGUCUGCAUCCAAGUUGAGCCACGUCGAAGACUCGGUGCUGUCGGUUGUGCUGGCCGCCGACUACGAGCGCACGAUGCUCCUGGCCGAGGAGAAGCAUCUUCUUGAAACCAACACCGACCCCGACCGCAUCCACAAGGUCCACGAACGCCUGCAACAAAUUGACUCGGACACGGCCGAGAGCCGCGCGCGCACGAUCUUGGCAGGACUCCAGUUCCCGGAAUCGGUUGUCGACGGGCCGGCCAAAGCACUGUCUGGGGGGUGGCGCAUGCGCACGGCACUGGCUGGUGCUCUCUUUAUGUCGCCCGACCUGCUCUUGCUCGAUGAACCGACCAACCACUUGGAUCUUGAGGCUGUGAUGUGGCUUGAAAACUACCUCGAGACGUACCCGAAGACGCUGAUUGUGGUAUCGCACGACCGCAACUUUCUCAACCAAGUCACGACCGACACAAUUUAUUUGGCCAAACAGCAGCUGACGUACCAUCGCGGCAACUUUGCCUCGUUCGAGAACACGCAGGAAGAGUUACUGAAGAACCAGCGCAAGGCGUACGAAGCGCAGCAGAUGAAGGUGGCGCACAUGCAAGAAUUUAUCGACCGAUUCCGAUGCAACGCCAAGAAGGCACCGCUGGUCCAGAGUCGCAUCAAAGCACUCGAGAAGAUUAUGCGGACGGCGGUCGAAGAGCCCGAGGACCCGCGCGCAUUCAAGAUGAACUUUCCGCCCCCGGAACCGUUGGGCCGGCCGAUCAUAUCGAUCGAAAACGUCGCGUUUCAGUAUGCCGCCGACAGCCCCGAGCUCUUUAGCGACGUCAACUUUGGCAUUGAUAUGUCGAGUCGUAUUGGUAUCCUCGGCGUGAACGGGUCGGGGAAGAGUACGCUGAUCAACUUGAUGCUGGGCAAACUCAACCCGACGCGCGGCAAGUGCGUGCGCAACCCGCGCGUCCGCAUCUCAACCUUCACGCAGCAUCACGUGGACUCGCUCGACUUGAGCAAAACCGCCGUCGAAAACAUGAUGGAGCUGUUUCCGGGCCACGAACCGGACGAAUUUCGCAACCACUUGGGUCGAUUCAACUUGUCUGGGGAACUCGCCAUGAAGCCGACGCGCAAACUGUCUGGGGGGCAAAAGUCGCGCGUGGGAUUUGCCAUCUUGACCUGGCGCCUUCCGCACGUGGUCGUGUUGGAUGAACCGACGAAUCACUUGGAUAUUGAAACAAUCGAUGCGCUCAUUGACGCCCUGCGCAACUACAAGGGCGGCGUCGUGAUUGUUUCGCAUGAUCAGCACUUUGUCAACAGCAUUUGUACCGAGCUGUGGGUCGUAGGCGACCGAAAAGUGACUCAAUUCCGAGGGUCCAUGGCCGAGUACAAGAAGGCGAUUCUCAAAACCUAACGAAAUGCCGACCGCCAGUCGUCUGUCGAUGUCAUUAGUCGAAAAUAUUGUGGAAUUCCACCGUGGUGACGCACCUUGCCUGGCUGGUCGUUGCAGUGUAU